AUGCAUAGCCGUUCUUUUUCUCACGCUAACGAUGAAAUUAGUGGGUCUGUUAAGUGCCAUACUCUAUACACGCAUAGCCGUUCCUUUUCUCACGCUAACGAUGAAAUUAGUGGGUCUGUUCAGUGCCACACUCCAUACACGCAUAGCCGUUCUUUUUCUAACGCUAACGAUGAAAUUAGUGGGUCUGUUAAGUGCCACACUCUAUACACGCAUAGCCGUUCUUUUUCUCACGCUAACGAUGAAAUUAGUGGGUCUGUUAAGUGCCACACUCUAUACACGCAUAGCCGUUCUUUUUGUCACGCUAACGAUGAAAUUAGUGGGUCUGUUAAGUGCCAUACUCUAUACACGCAUAGCCGUUCUUUUUGUCACGCUAACGAUGAAAUUAGUGGGUCUGUUAAGUGCCACACUCUAUAUACGCAUAGCCGUUCCUUUUCUCACGCUAACGAUGAAAUUAGUGGGUCUGUUAUGUGCCAUAAUCUAUACACGCAUAGCCAUUCUUUUUCUCACGCUAACGCUGAAAUUAGUGGGUCUGUUAAGUGCCAUACUCUAUACACGCAUAGAAGUUCCUUUUCUCGGGCUAACGACGAAAUUAAUGGGUCUGUUAAGUGCCAUACUCUAUACACGAAUAGCCGUUCCUUUUCUCACGCUAACGAUGAAAUUAGUGAGUCAGUAAAGUGUCAUACUCUAUACACGCAUAGCCGUUCCUUUUCUUGUGCUAACGACGAAAUUAGUGUGACUGUUAAGUGCCACACUCUAUACACGCAUAGCCGUUCUUUUUCUCACGCUAACGAUGAAAUUAGUGGGUCUGUUAAGUGCCAUACUCUAUACACGCAUAGCCGUUCUUUUUCUCACGCUAACGAUGAAAUUAGUGGGUCUGUUACGUGCCAUACUCUAUAUACGCAUAGCCGUUCUUUUUGUCACGCUAACGAUGAAAUUAGUGGGUCUGUUAAGUGCCACACUCUAUAUACGCAUAGCCGUUCCUUUUCUCCUGCUAACGAUGAAAUUAGUGAGUCAAUUAAGUGUCAUACUCUAUACACGCAUAGCCGUUCUUUUUCUCGUGCUAACGACGAAAUUAGUGUGUCUUUUUUAUUUCACUCACUAUCUACUUUUUAUUUUCUUUCUUUCAUUCUUUCUCCCUUGCUUUCUUUCUUUCUUUCUUUCUUCCUUUCUUUUUUCUUUCUUUCUUUCAUUCUUUCAUUUUUUUCUCUCGUUCUUUAUUUAAUUUUGUCUUUCUUUUUUUCAUUCUUUCUUUCUUUAUUUAUUUCUGUCUUUUAUUCAUUCUUUAUUUAUGUCUUUCUUUCUUCCCCUCUUUCUUUCAUUCUUUCUUUAUUCAUUUCUGUCUAUCUUUUUUCUUUCUUUCAUUCUCUUUUAAUUUCUGACUUUCUUUCUUUCUUUCUUUCUUUCCUUCUUUCGAUAUUUAUUUCUGUUUUUCUGUCUUUCUUUCUUUAUUUCCACCUUUCUUUCUUUCUUUCUUUCUUUAUUUAUUUCUACCUUUCUUUCUUUCUUUCUUUCUGUCUUUCAUUCUUUCUUUAUUUCUACCUUUCUUUAUUUCUGUCUUUCUUUCUCUCUUCCUCCAUUUAUUUAGUUAGUUAUUUAUAUAUUUCUGUCUUUCUUUAUUUCUUUUUUUUCUGA
Acanthosepion pharaonis is the source of this 1632-nucleotide messenger RNA. The record is from the annotation of a GenBank genome assembly. NCBI's taxonomy places the organism in Eukaryota, Metazoa, Mollusca, Cephalopoda, Sepiida, Sepiidae.